Messenger RNA from Cygnus olor (mute swan), 8172 nucleotides. RefSeq names its product chromosome 2 C8orf34 homolog (gene C2H8orf34). Lineage: Eukaryota; Metazoa; Chordata; Aves; Anseriformes; Anatidae. The record is from RefSeq and is a predicted model, not a curated record. The transcript is spliced from 14 exons. Bases 2206 to 4101 code for a protein of 631 amino acids.
GUCCCUUUCAGCCUCAGCCAUUCUGUGAUUCUAUGAAAAAGAAACAAAACACUGAAAUGAACAACAAGAAAAAAAAACUGAAGUUUUAACACUGAGAUCUUGGGUUCUAUCUAAUUGCACAACAUGCAACUGUAGACAGUUAAGCUGUCUUUAAAAUCUCCUUUAGUAAGUCCUCUUUCCUACUUGUAUUGCAGAUAGUCUUGUUUCUUUAUUUCUCUUAUUGGCCUCUGUAGAGUUUGCAGGUCCUGGUGCGGUCAGGUCUCAGCAGGUCCAGAAGCACUGCUGCUUUGAAAAGUCAGGCUGUGUAGGGCUGUGGAAACAUAUGUUCUCAUUUUUGGAUCGUGGGAGGGAGGCAUCAUUUUGCAAAGUGGGAGACUUUUAUCUAUUGGAGCAGUCUGGGUUAUGGAGAGACUUGUGAAAUUUUACAAACAUCCUCAUCUGAUGGGAAUCAUUAGAGCCAUUAUAGAGAACCUGCAUCACUGGCAAUUACCCUUAUGAUUGUAUGAUCCUCAUUAGACUGAUUAAACUCGCUUAGCACCAGCCAAGGUAGCUGUACUUCAGUGGAGACAAUAUACUAAAACUUUGAGCUGAUAUGAAUUUUAGAAGACUUGCUAACAACAGAUUAGAAAUCCAAAUACAAAAAGGGCAAUUCUUCCUAGUGCCAAGGAAGACAAAAACUCUGCCUCACUGGGAUGAAUAGUGAAGCUGAGCAUGUUCCAGCAAAGCCGUUAAAGGAUUCUACAAGCUUUUGCUUAUGUUACAGGGUAUGCAGCAAACUGUCUAUAUAACAGGCUUACAUCUGACCUCCUUCUAGGUAGAGGCACAAGUUUUAGGUCAGUUAAGAGGUCUUUGAAGUCAAACAACAGUCAGUGUAGGAGCAGAACUCAUGAUCUUUUGACUCCUGACAAAAUUCAUCCUUCUUUAACGGUUUCUGAAUCAGGAGAAGCUUGUGCUCUUGUGUUCGCAGAGCACAGCUUGACUGGCAGCGGGCAGCCUGAUACAGCAGAUGUGCCGAAUGCUCCCAAUACCUCCAAUACCUGGGCAUUCUUCAAAGCUGCUUUGAGCUUUUAAAAAAUUCUCAUGAAAAUGUAAACUAUGCCUUUUUUUUUUUUUUUAAAUGAAAAACAGGUGAAUGCUGGUACAGCAGAAACAGUUACUGCAGGAUGUGCCAAAUCCUGAGAAGAAUAUUUAUGUUUGUUCUUCUCUGAAGAGAAAUAAUAACACAAACAGCUGUUCAAGACCCUGCUUGUGGAAAAGGUGGGGGAACUAAUUACUUCCAGUGGAGAAAGAAUAAAUCCUGAUGUAGCCAUUAACUCACUACUCUGUGAAGCCAGCUAGAAAUUUCUCAUUUACUCCACCAGCCCUUGGCUACUGGAGAGAACUCGACACGACCCGUGACCAGCAAGCAUCUACCGAGGUACCUGAACUAUUUUAUUAAGAUGCUCGCAGCCGCAAACUGGGAAUUUCAUCAGGAUCACGAGAAAGGUAGCGUUUUAUGGUUGAAACACAAUAAAAAACGCAGGAAAAGCGCUGGCUGUCCCUCUGCAAGCCCACAGUCCGCUCUGAGGUAGCCCAAGUUUGAGCGCAGCGUUCAAGCCCCUCAGGGCUGAACUUUGAGCCAGGGGAGCGUGUAGGGAAUGGCUGGGCUGGGCAGGGCAUGGCUGGGUAGGGCAGGGCAGCCCCCGCCUCCCGCCUCCCGCCCCCCUUUUGUCGCCGGAGCCCGGCCGUUAACGGGCGCCCAACGGCCGCGGCGCUGCCCGGAGCCCCCGGCCGCUGGCUGAGGGAGCGGCGCUGUGGCGAGGGCGGCAGCUCCAGCCGCGGCUGUGCCCGUAACCAAGGCGCUGCCAGGCGGGCACACGCACACACACCACACGCCACACGCACACACACCACACGCACAGUUCGGGGGCCGCCUUUGCAGCUCGUCCCCUCCCUGCACCAUGCUCCGCUCCAGGCAGCGCCUGCCCGCGGCUCCCUGAGGGGGGCUGAGCCCGCCGCCCGCCGCCGCCGCCUCCAGCCCAGCGGAGCGGGCGGCUGGCGCCCGGCUGCUUCCUCCCUGCUCCCGGUUAGCGGAGUUAGCCCCGGCCCCGGGACUUCGGGCAGCCCUUGGGCGGCGGGGGGAGAGAGCCGGGAGCAGCCGGAGGGACCGCAGCAGCCACCGCCGCCGGGGGAGAGGAGCUCCAGCUCCCGCCUCCGGAGCUCUUGAUGGCGUCUCACCAGCAGACCAGGAUCCAAGCCUACCUGGAGAAGAACAAGAUCGGGCCCCUCUUCGAGGAGUUGAUGACAAAGCUGAUAACGGAGACACCUGACCAGCCAAUCCCAUUUCUAAUUGAUCAUCUUCAGUCCAAACAAGGGAACCGCAGUCAGCUUCAGAGAACGUUAUCUGGCUCUGCUGCCCUUUGGGCAGAGAGUGAAACAUCAGAAAAUAAAGGAACAAGGAGAGAUUUCAGAAGUUAUGAUAAACCCUGGCAGGUAAAUGCAAAGAAGCCUAAAAAGUCAAAGAGUGACCUUGCCGUGUCCAACAUCUCUCCACCGUCACCAGAGUCCAAGUCAUUGCCAAGGUCAAUAGAGCAUCCUAAAUGGGAUUGGAGGACAAAACCGGAGAACCAUGAUUUUGAUGAGCUAAAUCAUAUUCUUCAAGAGAGCAAAAAACUUGGAAAAGCCCUUGAGAAUCUGUCUCGCAGCAUUGCUAUUUCUGAUGAACUUGAUAAGGACACAACAGGUUUUAAUACCCCCCUUCUCAGACCUCGUGUGAUUGGAGAAUGGAUUGGUCGUGAAGAGAAUGAUGCAGAUCCACUAGCUGCUGAGAUGCUGCAGCCACCAAUACCAAGAAGUAAAAAUGAGCAGUGGGACAGUGAGGAUAGCAGCAGUCCUGGUGGAAGCUUAAAAAUGGAGCCAAAGAGCAAAGGACUGAAACAGCAACAACAGCAACAUAAGAAACUGCUGGCUGCCAUGCUUUCUCAGGACUCCUUUGAUUCUGCUCACAGCACAGCUCCAUCUGUAACCGAAGAAGAUAUUGACAAUGAAGAUGAUGCAAUGGAACUGCUGGAGGAUCUUGAUGAUCUAAGAAUGGAAGGAGUAACAAGUCUGAUGUCUUCUGGGAGCAAAUUCAAUCAAACUAGAAGUGCUCAUCCUGCUGAGCCUCAAGCAAAGGUCACGUUGAAUAUCUGUGCAAGAUGUGCCAGAUUGCAAGGAGAUAAUAUGGCAGAAAGGCCAGAAGAUGUCUCCAUGGUAUCCCAUGAGCCAACAAUGUCAGACUCUGAUGCUCAAGUACCUGGGGUUGAAACACUUAUGGAAGAUAUUGACGAAUUCAAGAGUGCCUCUCAAGUGGCAGGAUCUUCUCAGCCAGUUUGGACCCUGGAUGCCAUGGGUGUGAGACCUGGAGGUUCUCCAAGACAGAAACUCUUAAAGGACUCCUUAGCAGCAAAAGAACUUCAGACCAUGGAAAAACAUCUAGCUGAUAUUGAAAAGGACCUAGCACUAUGGGAAGAAGCAAGGCUCUCAAGAAGCCCUAGUAUCCAACAUCACAGUUUAGUUACAUCUGACCAUCAAGGCAAUCUUCAAGCUACACAAGGCCAAAAUCCAAGGCCUCAGGUUCCGCCUCAAAUGGGGAAAAACGUGCAACUCCAAGGAAACAAAUCACCACCGCUGCCCACUAACAGCCGAGCACAGGUCUCGAGUCUUGCAAACAGCAGGCCUCCAACACCUGGUGCACAAACCAACAGGCCAUCGACUCCAUCAACACCAGGAAGCAGACCUGUGACUCCAAACAGCUUGCUGUCACGGCCUCUUACCCCUAGCAAUCAAGGAAAUAAAGAAGGUGUCAUCAAUAUGCACAGAAGCCGAUCUUUGACGUCUAAGAGCCAAAUGGGGAGGACCCUCAGCGCUGCUUCAGGGCUCUCUGUGCAAAUGAGUGGAGAUGUUGUUGGAACUGUCACAACUCAGAGAAGCAGUUUAUCAGAAGAUGAAUUCUUACAACAGCUUCAGCUUACUCAUCAGCCUUGGAUAUUGCCGAGUGACACAGAAAGUGAAGGAGUAGAAGCUGACCAAGACAAAUAUAAUUCAGUCCUGUGUUGUGGCUCAGCCCUGUGGCUGCCCUGACAUAUGAGCUGCGUGAAUCUGGAGGAGCUAUGGAGAAUAUCUGAGAGUCUGACAGUGGUGAGCUGAAACUGCUUCAGCUGACAUUUCAACCAAAAAAAUGCUCACAAAAAUACCCCCAGGGUUCUAGUGAAGACUCAAAUGAUUAUAACCCUAUGAAAACUGUGAGGUACAAAGUCAUCCUAUGGAACUGCAUCUGGCCUAGAAGGGCGUAUCAGUGAACUGUUCGACUUGAGGACUACUCUGCAGACUUUCCAGCUAGAAGGAACUGGCCAUUUGUUGUCCUUCAAAUACUGGAGUAUUGGAAAGAGCUAGGAAUUGUGCUGAUGAUCUCAUUUUUUUAUGCCUUUCUGGAUUCCUUUAUUUGCCUUACUGGCUGAGUGCUUUCACUACAAGCCAAGAAGAUCUUGCUGCAAACCAGUGUGUACUUUUUAUUCCGCUUAAUUGUCACAGCUAUUGUUCAGAGAUGUAGACCCCAUUCCUCUUUCACCAGUGCCUUGUGUAGUCAUUUACAGCAGUAAAGAAAGAGCACAAAGUAGCCCUGAAGUAUUACCAAAACAUAUUGGACAUGUUCUACACCUACUUUUCACUCAAUUUUCUUGAAUGAAAAUGACCCCAUGAAGUGCAACACCCAGGGAACAGCAAGCAGGGAGUACAUCCUUUUGCAUUAAAUAAGGCCUUGAAAGGCUCUUGUCUCCACAGCUGACUGAUGGAUUCAGCAGAUGGGGUCAGAUUGCUGCAGAAAACAGAAAAAAAGUAGGAUGAUUGACUGUAAUCCCAGGGUGCAAAAAUGACCAGGGGGUGAAAGAUCUAUGAAAGUGUGUUUUUUGUGUUUGUUUUUUUUUUUUCUAUCCAAGUAUUCUUCUGCUCUAAAAAAUAUUAACACUCCUUAUUAUCUUAUUGCUGUAAAUGUGUUUUACAAGGCUGAGAUUCAUUCUAAGCCAAAACUGUAUAAUUUGCUCUUUUAUCAUGAAGAGGAAGGAUUUCGAAUUCAAGUAGGAAAAACUCUGUGAUGGAAAAGGUUAAGAUUUUGUAAUGAACUCAUAAUAACUGACUGUUCUUGAGCUGUCAGAGAGCAAGUCCAUGAAUGUAGAGACUGGGGGAAAGAAGAGAGGAAGGCUGAUCCUUGAUGUGUGACUUCUGUUCAUUUUGGUUAAAUCUUGUUUGGCAAUGUGUAAUACCAGCCUAAGUGUUACAGCAGGAUCUGGGGAAUGCUUAUGUUCUCUGUGUCUCAUUUCCCUGAUCUUUGAAGUGCGAUGAUGAAAUGUGAUAACUGACAGCAAAGCUAUGAGAAAUCACCAGUUAAUGUUUCUAAAAUGUGUCACAAGUGUAGGCCCCAAUUCUAAUGUCUGUCUGCAUUUCUUUCUGCUGUGAUUUCAUUAACUUUAAGAUGGCUGUAGUGUUUUCAGUUAUUUUACUCAAGUAAAUCAGUGGCUUGCUGCUUAUAUCAACCACUUCUAAAUCAUUGUCAUUCUUUUUUAUAUGUCAGGGUGUGACCCAUCUCACCUAACUCCAGCUAUAUAAAAGUGAGGAAGUAUAGUCUAAGCUAUUUGCACUCUGAAGCAAAUAGGAAAAACAAAGGGACUUCAGAGGGUAGAUAGAGAUCUAUCUUUCUGGGGGACUGAGCAAUCCCAUCUCACCCUCAGGGUGCCCAUCUCUUGCAUCUCCAGCCUGACUCCUCUAUCUCAUGUCAGCCAAAUAAAUUUAAUUUCUCAUCAGUCAAGAAUUCUACAAUGGAUAUGGGGUAGCAUGGAAUAUAUUUUCUGGCUAGCAUGCCAUUUCCUUCUGUAGCUAAAAAGACCACAGUCUCUGGAGUUUUUGCGGAUAACAGUCAUGAGAAGAAUUUGCAAGUGAAACAGGCUUACAUACAUUUGCUUUUCUUUUUCCACCCUUAAGACAAAUUUGUUACUUAAAGAUCAAACUGUGACAAUGCUUGUAUCUCUGCUAAAUGAAGUGUCUCCAAGGAAAACAGUUGUUAAACAUUAAACAUAAGUAAUGAAAAAAUAUAUAUAAGGUUAAUAAAGGGUAAGAAAUGUUGCUAAGAUUUCCCAGACUUCAUUUCUUCUGUUUUGUUGCUGUUUUUUGCUUGUUUUGUUUUUGUUUUGUGUGUUUGUUUGCUUUUGAUGCAGAGGUUUUCAUGGUAUGUGCCUUGCUAUGUUGAAUAUCAGUACAGUAUCCAAUAUAAAAUCCAAGCUUAUCACCUGGCAAAAUGAAACUUAAAGAUCUUGUUCCAAUUGUACUUAAUUGAUUACCUGGAGAUAAUGGGAAUGCUUUGUUCCUGCAAAAUGUUUUUAAUCUCCCAAAGGAAAGUUGCAUAUUUAUAUAUUCAAAAAAAGUGAAUAAAUGUGAAGUUGCUAUGCCUGAUUUCCUUCAGUGUUUAAAGAUGACAAGUCGAAGGCUUCUAAGGUAACUUACUCUACGCAUUCAGCUGUGUAAUUAAAUGUGGUUGGGGUAUUUAUUUCCAAUUUACAACCCUAGUUUUCUAAGUGGAUCCAUGUAAUAGGUACAGUUGCGUCAUUACUCUAUUUUUACAAACAUUUGGGGAGAGGGGUGCUUUACAGUCAGCAACAUUUGCCAAACAGUCUAUUUCCAUCUGCGUGCGUAAAUAUUUGUAAAAGCUAAAUUUCCAUUUUGCUUUGGGGAAGGUUUUAAACCUGAAUACAAUCAUAAAUGUAAACAUUACCAUCUCAGCUUAUCUGAUUCAUUAUAUUUACUUAUUACAGUCACCUAUUCUGUUUAACGCAUUUUACAACAUUAUUCACUUUUUGCAGUGAGUAUUAUUUCUACAAAGAAGUGGCAGCAAAAUCCUCCAAAUCACUGAAUAAUUGGAACAAAUAAUGUAACUUAAGAAGCUCUGGUUCACUUCUGAAUAUUUUAGUAAUGAAAAAGAAUCAAGAUUCAUCAAAAUAUUGAUCCACAUUGUUCAUUUAACUGUGAAUUCAGCAUUAUGGAAAACUUUUACAAAAUGCAAACACAGGGAUUAGAUUUCCCUGUUAUCAUAUUUUGGUGUACAUUAAAUUUUAGCCCUAAUUUCUGUGUUUUCUUUUUGAUUUCACAGGUUUGUGAAAUCAGUGGGAUUGUUGAAGAACAAUUUAAUUAAAACAAAAUUACGGUGAUCAAAACUACACCUGAAAAAAUGCUUUAGCUUAUACAUAAUUUUAAAUAAAGUUAUUUUUCUAGUAUCAGCAGUACAUAAGUGGAACCACUCUGAUAUGUGGAUGCUGUAAUGCACUGAAUCAGAGUAUUUACGGUGGUACAGUGGCCUUAGGAAAGAAGGGUAACUGUUGCCUUUUAGUAUAAAGUUACUAUAAUGUUUUUGUUUAGUUUCUACCCCUGUUAUUUUGGAUUGACAUUUGAUAAACUAAACUCUGCCUGACCAAAAUAAACUUUACGUAGAGAUUUUAUGUAUUUUAACUUGUCUAAGGUUUUCUACUCCUUAUAUUUUUGUAAGCUUUACUCUUUUUUAGAUUAACAAACAUUAAAGUAUUCACCCACAUCUGCCAAUAUGUAUGUCCCAUUCAGGUCUCACAGAGAACUAGCUGUUCGCUCAUAGUCACCUGCAGAGAGAGGUCAGAAGAGGGGGAGAGUGAAAGAGUGUGUGUGCGGGGAGCAGAAACAGGUGUUGCCUGUGUCACAUAGCUUUGUAUGGAGUGUAUCUACUUUGAUCUUUAAAACAAAUAAAGACUCUGUUAAAAAAGGGAACAUAUCAAUAACGAGUGGAGCAUGCAUGCAAAAAUAAAGCACUUAAAGGACUUUCAUAUAUGUGAUAAAAUAUUAUUUACCCAUAUGGCUUACUGAAACAAAUUUGCUGUUUAAAAUAAGCUAACUGGUGUAUGCUGUGUGCUAGGAAAUUUAGAUGCUUUUGCACAGACAUCAAAUUAAGGGAUGUGGCAGUUGCAUUUACUGAUUUCAUUUAUCUGUUAAUUCUGUCCAGUAUGUUUUCAGUUUCCUUUGUCUUCAAUUAUGUAUGCUUGGUUCCUGUAUCUUAGACAUAAUGAUAUAAUGAAAUUGCUUGCAACUAUGAAAAAAAUAGAAAAAAACAAACCACCUCUUUGUUUAACAAAUAAAAAUGAA